Camellia sinensis is the source of this 1470-nucleotide messenger RNA. Its product is annotated as 3-hydroxyisobutyryl-CoA hydrolase 1. The record is from RefSeq and is a predicted model, not a curated record. Gene Ontology annotation, biological process: L-valine catabolic process. NCBI's taxonomy places the organism in Eukaryota, Viridiplantae, Streptophyta, Magnoliopsida, Ericales, Theaceae. Gene Ontology annotation, molecular function: 3-hydroxyisobutyryl-CoA hydrolase activity.
AUAUAAUUAGUGAAUUAUACUUAUAUUAUCACCGUAUAGGGAGAUAGACCUGAGCUCCAGAGCUCCCAACUCGGAAAACAAAUCAUGGAACCAAUCAAUUACAGCAACGGUGAUGCUGAUCAGGUUCUGCUGGAAGACUACUCUUAUGGGAUAAAAGUUUUGUUAAACAGGCCUAAGCAAUUGAAUGCACUUUCCUUUCAAAUGGUAUCUCGGCUAUUGGAGCUAUUCCUUGCUUCUGAGGAGGAUUGUAAUGUCAAGCUAAUAAUUUUGAAGGGGAAAGGAAGAGCAUUUUCUGCUGGUGGUGAUGUUGCUGCCGUAGUCCGGGAUAUUAAAGGUAAUUGGAAAUUAGGUGCAAAAUUUUUCCAGAAAGAAUUCAUCUUGAACUAUGUGAUGGCUACAUACAGUAAACCCCAGGUUUCAAUUCUUAAUGGAAUUGUCAUGGGAGGUGGAGCAGGAGCUUCAAUACAUGGUAGAUUUCGAGUUGCAACAGAGAAUUCGGUGUUUGCGAUGCCAGAAACAGCUUUGGGACUCUUCCCAGAUGUAGGUGCCUCGUAUUUUUUAUCAAGACUUCCUGGAUUCUUUGGAGAAUAUGUCGGUCUCACAGGUUCUAGGUUGGAUGGUGCUGAAAUGCUUGCAUGCGGUCUUGCUACUCAUUUUGUUUCUUCAGUGAGAUUGUCUUUGUUAGAAGAAGCCCUAUGCAAGGUAAAUUCAAGCGAUCCAGACAUCAUUUCUGCAACUAUUCAUGAAUUCUCUCAGCAACCUAGUUUGAAAGAGAAGAGUUCCUACAACCGAUUGGAUAUCAUUAACAAGUGCUUCUCUCGAAGAACGGUUGAAGAAAUUAUAUUUGCACUUGAGAGGGAAGCUGUAAACAGCACAGACAAUUGGAUCUCUUCAACAAUUAAGUCACUGAAGACAGCAUCCCCAACAAGUCUUAAAAUCUCUCUCAGAUCAAUACGAGAAGGGAGGGUCCAAGGUGUGGGUCAAUGCCUUGUUCGUGAGUACAGAAUAGUUUGUAACAUCAUGGAUGGACAAGUCAGCAAGGAUUUCUUUGAGGGUUGCAGGGCUAUACUGUUGGAUAAAGAUAAGAACCCAAAGUGGGAACCUUCUAAAUUGGUGCUAGUGAGUGAUGAAAUGGUUGAUCGUUACUUCUCUAAGGUGGAUGACAAAGAUUGGGAGGAUCUAAAGCUCCCUGUGAGAUCAAACUUGCCUGGACAUGCCAUCGCAAAGCUGUAAGCAACAUUCUAAACUGAGUUGGAAUUUGCAAAAUCACAACUUUAGAAUGUUAAAUCUUUUCUUUUGGGAUACCUCAUAUCAUGAUAUCAUUUACUGGGAUAGUUGAUCUGCAAGAUGUUCAUAUUCCCAUAUGGUAUGGGGAUGAGUAUUUAGAUGUACUAAAUUUGUAGAAUAAAUUGAUACCAAAUAAAGUAGCAUCAUGCCCAAUGCAUUACAGUGGAAAUUUUAUUGUCUCUU